UCUGUUCCCUAGCAACGACGAAUGCUCGAGCGUGGUCAGAGCUCCCUGUGUAGCCAGGUUAGCCCUUAAGCUAGCAGCGGGGGCUGGUAGAUUAAUCAAACAUGGAUGAAGAUGAUGAUGACCUGGACGAACUGCUGGAUGAAGUCGAGAAAAAGUUUUGUCGUAACGUUUCUGUCAAACCAACAGCUCGCGUGACCGGAAAUGAGGCCGGAAAAUGCGAGAAAAAGGACACUGACGGACAGAGAAAACACGGCGCCACAACAAAACCAACACAGCCGAUAAGCAGCAUCUCGGAGGAUAUUGACGCUCUCCUGGAGGAAUUACUGGAGGACGACUGUCCUGAUUCUACUCAACACAAGACGGAACGAUCCUCCAAAGCAGCACACGAGGAGAGGAAACCUUUAUCACAGACUGGAGGGAGAAAGUGCUGUCCUGUUUUUGUUGGCGGGAGCUCGUCGCCAAAUGGCGUCGGAACAGCCACGUCCAAGAGGUCAUGUGACCAGCUGAGGUGUACCUCCUGUGAUUUCCGGGUGUUGAUGUUUGAUGACUGCGAGUGGGACUCUUCCUGUGAUUACCUGUUCUUCAGAAACAACAUGCCGGAGCGUCAGAAACUCCAAGUGAAGCUGAAGAGGAGGAGAGGGUUUCGGUCGUACUCGUGUCAGUGCAGCUGGUUCUCCACGUCAGAGCUGACCGAGCUCAGAGAGCGAGCUCAGCUCAGAUGGGUCUGUGGGAAACACAAGGACUGAAAAACACUCACGAAAAUAAUGCUGCUCUUUAUUUCUAUCUUUCUGUUUCUCGAUGUAUCAGAGGAAUCAGAAAAAAGUCUAUAAUGACUUUUUUUUCUUAAAAUGGAAACUGAAAAUAUUUAUGAGAAACAGAUUUACGACUAAAACAUCGUCAUGUUGUUAUUAACAUUUUUUUAAUCUUCUACUUUGUUUUAAGAUUUUAAGAUGAUUUAGAUGAUUUUUUUCUUAAAGAAGUUGAUUUUUGAUCAGCAUUCAGUAUGUACAUUUUUAAUGAAACCUGAUUGUUAAAGCUCAGUCUGAAUGAUUCUUACUCUGAUUUUCACAUCAGUGUGUUUGACUACAUCCUAAAAAGUAUGACAGCUGUUGUUUUUCACAGUAACUGUCUGUAUUUCACCACCUCACCUCGGUUCAUCCUGUUACUGUUGGUUUUUUAUGAAUUAAAGCCAUUAGAGAGCUGU
Messenger RNA from Cheilinus undulatus (humphead wrasse), 1204 nucleotides. RefSeq names its product cilia and flagella associated protein 418 (gene cfap418). The transcript has 6 exons. NCBI's taxonomy places the organism in Eukaryota, Metazoa, Chordata, Actinopteri, Labriformes, Labridae. Bases 102 to 746 code for a protein of 214 amino acids. The record is from RefSeq and is a predicted model, not a curated record. Gene Ontology annotation, cellular component: cytosol.